UUAAAAAUAAAAAAAAAAUUAUUUUUACUGCAAUACAAAUGGCCUUAGAGGAUCGCUGCAGUCCACAAUCAGCACCGAGUCCACCAGGUUUACCGCAGUCCCCACAUUAUCAAACCGGCGCUACAAUACUUGAUAUGAGCUUGCAUCAACCCGUUACACAGAGUCCAACACAUACAACCAACAUGUUACCACAUCCCGCCGCAAGCCUUUAUCAACAACAACAACUACAACAUUUGCAUCACCUACAACAAUUACAACAACUACAUCAACAACAAUUGGCAAAUGUUGCAGGCGUAGCCUUUCAACAUCCAGGCUUCGAAGCGGCUAACCAUGCGGCAGCGUUACAACAACGUCUUGCCGCUUCACCUGGCGGUCAUUCAGCAGCUUCCACACCCACCUCAACUGUUACAAUCAAAGAAGAAGAAAGUGAUUCCAUAAUGGGUGACAGCUUUAAUGGUGAACAUGAACAUAUGUUAAAUACCGCCGGCACUGCAACCGAAGAUGAGGAUGAUGACAUUGAUGUGGAUGAUGUUGAUGAUAUGCAUACAAAUGCCAACGCUGCUCGACUACCACCGCCGGCACAUCAACAAUCCGUGAAACCAACUUUGGCUUUCUCGAUUUCCAAUAUUUUAAGUGAUCGUUUUGGCGGCACUGAGGGUGCCAAAUUGUUGCCAAAACAGACGAAUCUCAACAGUUCGAGUAUCUUUCGACCCUUUGAAGCUGCACGCGCCGCUACAGCUACACCUUCCGCCUUUACACGUGUCGAUCUAUUGGAAUUUAGUCGACAGCAGCAAGCAGCAGCUGCUGCUGCCACCGCAGCUAUGAUGAUUGAACGUGCUAAUUUCUUGAAUUGCUUUAAUCCUGCUGCCUAUCCUCGCAUACAUGAAGAAAUUGUGAAUAGUCGUAUGCGUCGUAACGGUGUCAUUCCUCCAAACAGCGGUAAGAAUAUUGAGCCAAAUAUGGAGAAAUCAGCUUUGGGUUCACUUUGUAAGGCCGUCUCACAAAUUGGUCAAUCUGUGCCCACUCCAGCUACAUCUGCAAAUUCCAAUGCAUCCGCUGCUACAACAUGUAUAUCCAGUCCGCCACCUGCAUCGAAUGCUUCAACUAUCUCAACUGCUUCAUCAAGUACUUCCGCUGUUAGUUCCUUGAACUCAUCGCCUACAAGUCGUUUGCCAAGCAAAAGUAGCAGUCCACAACCUAUACCGCCGCCAUCGGCUGUUAGUCGAGAUUCUGGGAUGGAGUCAUCAGAUGACACACGCUCCGAGACUGGCUCGACUACAACAGAAGGUGGCAAAAAUGAAAUGUGGCCAGCGUGGGUGUACUGCACGCGUUACAGUGAUCGGCCAAGUUCUGCCAAUAUAAUUAUGUUAAAUAUGCUUGAAUAA
Molecule: messenger RNA, 1385 nt
Organism: Teleopsis dalmanni
Lineage: Eukaryota; Metazoa; Arthropoda; Insecta; Diptera; Diopsidae
Product: segmentation polarity homeobox protein engrailed-like
Exons: 2
Coding region: 39-1385 (448 amino acids)
Biological process (GO): neuron differentiation; regulation of transcription by RNA polymerase II
Cellular component (GO): nucleus
Molecular function (GO): RNA polymerase II cis-regulatory region sequence-specific DNA binding; DNA-binding transcription factor activity, RNA polymerase II-specific
Source: RefSeq, a predicted model, not a curated record